AAAAAAGAGAGAGGACAAUUGCACGUUGCAAGAAUGGGCCUGAGAAGAUCAAGUAGCCCGUUGCUCAAUAAUAAGCCUACAGCGGAUAACAGCCCAGAUACUAUAAAAAUAUCGGAAACGCGGUAAGCGUUACUUCUUAACAAUGGUUUCAACGGUCUGUCUACCGGUGGCACUAAACUAGUACGAUUAAAUUAUACGGGCCAGUGCUCCCUCCAUGUUCUAAAAUCGCCGUCUCCGUCUCCGUCAACCCCAGGAAGCUUUCCAGCAAAGCAAUUAAAAAGAAACCAAAAUUCAAAGAAAUUAGGGCACUUUUAGCAAUUAGGAUCACUCUAAUCGGAAAUCGCAAAACAACUUUGUCAACCGAUGAAUUCGUGAAUUAAUAUUGAAAGAUCCGUUGGUCUCUGAAGUUUCUCAAUCUCCAUAAAAAGUGGAUCCUCUUUCCAUAAUAUUUUUACCAGUGGUGAUUGAACUCCAAUGGCAGCGGAAGAUUCACUAUCCAACCUCCCUACCAGUCAGUUGCUUGGCUCCGUCCCGGCUGUUGUAACUGAAGCAAAAAGCCCCGGUUCCCAUCAAGCUCCUGGAGCAAAUCUGCAGAUAUUCCCCCCAAAUAAUGGUGGAAACAAUUGGAGAGGUUAUCAGACUCUUGGAGGCAAUAAUGAAGAGCAGGGGCAGCAAUCAGCAGACCCCUCUUCAAAUAGUUGGAAUGGAUUUUUUAGCAUUUCAUCGUACACUCAAUAUUUCAACGUAGAUACAGACAUUGUCUUGAACAGAAUCUUAAGUACAUUUUCACCAACCAGUGGAGAUUUCUUUAACAAGAUUGAUGCCAACCCAGAUCUGUACGGCCUAGUCUGGAUUUCGACCACAUUGAUAUUUGUAAUUACUUCACUUGGAAAUUGUGCCACCUAUCUGAUACAAAGGAGACAUGACAGCAGUACUUUGUGGAAUUUUGAUGUCAGCUAUGUCAAUGUGGCUACAUGUGCGAUCUAUGGUUAUGCACUUCUUGUGCCCUUGGGAUUUUACUUUCUGCUUCAGUAUCUCGGUUCAAAUGCCAGCCUUGUACGGUUUUGGUGCCUGUGGGGUUAUUCCCUCUUCAUUUUCAUUCUAAGCUCUUUUUUAUUGAUUAUUCCAGUCAACUUUCUUCGUUGGAUGGUCAUAUUAAUCAGUGGUGCUGCAUCAGCUGGCUUUGUAUCUCUAAAUCUGAGGUCUUAUGUACAAUCGACCGAUCUUAACAUGGUGUUAGUAGCCGCAUUUGUUCUUCAAAUAGGUCUUGCUGUUUUCAUCAAGAUGUGGUUCUUCCCUUGAUCGAGGAGUGGUGUAUAUGCAAUCUCCUUGGAAGCUUGCUGCUCAAAACAGUUGUGGGUACUUAGCAGUAUGGGGUAUUGUAUGCGCUUGAUUGGUACGUUUGCAUAUAUUGGUGCGACCAAAAGUGUUCAGGUUAUAUGCAAUACUAUUAGUGAAGUAUCUGGAGAUGCUGAUUAACAAGCAGCAAUGGUUCUGGACCUUAAUGAUAAUGUGGCUCAGGAUUAUGGGGGAAUGUUUUCAACAUAUAGGACGGACUGAUGAACAAUCGACAGGUGCUUGAUGAAAUGAUGUAUUUAGAAGAACAAAUAGCAGACUUUUUUGUUUCCUUUACUUUGCCUGGCUGCCGUUAGUUUGGAUAUAAUGUGUGUACAUAAUUGUGCUUCGUUAUGUUUCCUCUACAUAGAUGCUUCUGUCUAUAAUGGAUUGUUGAAAUGAUGAGAAAUGAGAAGAACUUGUGAAAAACGAGGAUACCAAAGGGCCAAGAGCCCAAGACGUAAAUCAAAAGGCUGUGAAAAUCCUUGCGGAUAACCACCGUUUGGGGUGUGCCUAACUCAUGCGAAGCAGCCCAGAUGGUGAAGCUUAUCCUCCGGGGUUAAAGUUUCCGGGGCUCGUCAGAAGUGAAAAAUCUGCGAACUGUGAAGUGUGAAGUAGUAUCUACUGCCAAAUUUAAGAGGUGAUGGUAACUCGUAAGGGUAAAAUUUAGGAAUGGCUAAUGAGGUGGUUAUUGAUAACGUGGUGGGACAAUGAUUGAGCUGCCAGUGAAUCGUUUCAUAAAAUUCUUGAGGCAGAAUGAACAAUAAUAAUGUCUAAAAGUC
This is a messenger RNA of Oldenlandia corymbosa var. corymbosa, 2117 nucleotides long. Lineage: Eukaryota; Viridiplantae; Streptophyta; Magnoliopsida; Gentianales; Rubiaceae. The record is from the annotation of a GenBank genome assembly.